AUGUCUUUCGGAAACAAGGCUACUCUCAACACUGGCGCCCAGAUUCCAACUCUGGGAUAUGGAACCUGGCAGUCUGGCCCUGGUGAGGUCGGCCAAGGCGUCUAUGAGGCCCUUAAGGCCGGGUACCGCCAUCUUGAUCUAGCCAAGGUCUACGGAAACCAAGUCGAGGUCGCCGAAGGCCUGCAGAAGGCUCUUAAGGAGAUUCCCGGCCUGAAGCGUGAAGAUAUCUUCAUCACCUCCAAACUGUGGAACACUCACCACCACCCUAAGGGUGUUGAGCCUGCCCUCGACGACACUCUCAAGGAGCUCAAGCUCACUUACCUCGAUCUCUACCUCAUCCACUGGCCCGUUGCCUUUAAGAAGGUCAAUGAGACCGAGUUAUUCCCCAAGGUCGCUGAGGGCAUUAACGAGGUCGCCAUUGACGACAGCGUCUCCCUUGUCGAGACCUGGGAGGCCAUGACCAAGCUGCCCAAGUCCAAGGCUCGCGCCAUAGGCGUCUCCAACUUCACCCCCGAGCACCUCCAGACCAUCACCAGAGCCACCAAUGUCGUCCCCGCCGUCAACCAGGUUGAGCGUCACCCACUGCUCCAGCAGAACGGCACUCUAAUCAACUACGCCAAAGAGAAUGGCAUCCACAUCACCGCCUACUCGGCCUUUGGUAACAACAGCAUCAACGAGCCUCUACUCAUCGAGAACGACACGAUUAGGGAAAUCGCUGCCAAGAUGGCCGCCACCCCCGCUCAGGUCAUCCUUGCGUGGUCCCAAGUCGGUGGCCACUCGGUCAUCCCCAAGUCGGUCACCCCCUCGCGUAUCCGCUCUAAUUUUGAGGAGAUCAAGCUGUCCGAGGAGGACAUAGCAGUCAUUAACAGGCUUGGCGAGAAGCCAAAGCGAUUCAACGUUGCCACAGACUACGACCCGAAGUGGGACAUUAACAUCUGGGACGAGGCCGCCGAGCAGGGUGCUAAGUACAAGGUUAUCCAGAAGAAGUAA
Fusarium vanettenii 77-13-4 is the source of this 990-nucleotide messenger RNA. RefSeq lists its product as uncharacterized. Bases 1 to 990 code for a protein of 329 amino acids. The transcript is spliced from 9 exons. Gene Ontology annotation, molecular function: aldose reductase (NADPH) activity. The record is from RefSeq and is a predicted model, not a curated record. Lineage: Eukaryota; Fungi; Ascomycota; Sordariomycetes; Hypocreales; Nectriaceae. Gene Ontology annotation, cellular component: cytosol.